This is a messenger RNA of Siniperca chuatsi (mandarin fish), 7247 nucleotides long. It is a transcript of the gene nalf1b, whose product is annotated as transmembrane protein FAM155A. Gene Ontology annotation, molecular function: stretch-activated, monoatomic cation-selective, calcium channel activity. Gene Ontology annotation, cellular component: plasma membrane. The record is from RefSeq and is a predicted model, not a curated record. Lineage: Eukaryota; Metazoa; Chordata; Actinopteri; Centrarchiformes; Sinipercidae. The coding region runs from base 644 to 1837 and encodes 397 amino acids. Gene Ontology annotation, biological process: calcium ion import across plasma membrane. The transcript has 3 exons.
UUGUGUGUGUGUGCACAUAGGUAAUAAGCUGCUCCGCCACUGCGCAACGAUGGAGCUAUCGCAACGAUGGAGAUGACGCAAACAGACCCAGCUCUCCGAAAAAGUGUUUCAAGACGAACAUGGCGGCAACUUAACCGCGGUCCAAGAUGACAAUGGCCAACGGGAGAAAUGAUUCUAGGCUUUCCGCCCAGGUACGGGAAAGAGAAACCAGCCUGUGUGCAUCGAAAGGACUCGUUGCUCUCCUUUAAGUGAAUCUGCAAACCGAACGGCGGCAGACGCGCAGCAUCAGUACCAAGAGGCUCGCAACAGCUGGUCUCCCUGCGCCCCCGACAAGAGAACAAACCCGGGGAGGGACGUUAGAAAGAGGGGGGCAUGCGGUCAAAGAGGACGCCGUUUCCCCCCGGAGAGCCAUGGAGAACCGGGAUGCGGCAGCGCUAAGCUUAAUCUGUGCGGGCGCGCUAAUUGGAUCGGAAUAGCACCGAUUGCUGCGGGCGCGAUAGAGGAGCGCCCUGGACCGGCGGAGGCACGGCACCCCACCGUUACAGAGGAGAACCAACCGGAGUCCAUCCCCCCCCAAGUCAAUGAGUAUUGUGGCAGAGCAGCCCCCGCGGUGGAGUCGGCCAGGGCAGCACUUUCCUAAAAUAUGACCAGGGGUGCUUGGAUGCGUCGGCAGCAUGAUGAAGGCUUAAAAUACUGGUUUGCACCCCGAGAGAACGAGAAGCCAUUUACCGAGUCGGAGCGGGCCCAGAGAUGGCGACUGUCGCUGGCCUCUCUGCUGUUCAUCACCGUCCUGCUCUCUGAUCACUUGUGGUUCUGUGCCGAGGCGAAACUAACGCGAACCCGAGACAAGCGAUCGGACGAGGGGCUUGCAAUUACGGACAUGGGCGAGUACCCAAACUCCCUCCACCGACACCAUAUCCCAACAUCACCUGACCCCCACCGUCUCGCCAGAGAGCAAGAUGUUAUUUUUCUAGGGAAUUCUACCAAACCUCUGUGGCGAAUGGACACCUGUCACCCCGACAGCCUGUCCAAAGACUGCUUUACUUUCACGGACGCGAAGACCGUGUGCCUGGGCCUCUCCGGUGGAGGGGAAAAGGGGACACAGUUGGCGUACGUGAAUCUGAGCGAUUUGUACCUUUCUUUUUGUAAUUCCUACUCACUUUUGGAUUUGUUUUACGGGUUUACGAGUCCGGACGAUUUGAAUUGCACCCUGGAUAUGGCCAUGGGGGGAUGCAGUGAGUGUGUCCGGGCUUAUCAGCGUCUUGACCAGCAGGCGGAGGAGAACUACCGGGAGUUUGAACUGCUGGUUCAGAAAUACGAGACAGAUGCAUACUCGGUUAGGACGUGCAUGGAGGAAUGCAAGAUGGUUUAUAAGCCCUGGCUGUGUUCUCAGUACUUCCAGACAACCCAGAUGCACUGCAGUAAGCGAAUCCCCUGUGGUCAGUACUGCCUGGAGGUGCAGCAGCGGUGCCCCUUCGUCCUGCCCGACAAUGAUGAUCUCAUUCAUGGAGGCAGCCCCAGUUUUAUAUGCACAGGGCUGCUGGAAGACUAUCCAUCAGGUGUGGACCCAGAUGCAGAGUGCUGUGACGUGCGGUGGGACUUGAAAGUGGACAACCGUUCCCGGGGGACCCUGAAAAGAACUCACCCGCCAUGCCAGCACCGUACCUCCCUCAGCUCCUCGGCAGCCUGCAGACUGUGUAACAGCCGGCUCAAACUCUGCCUGCUGGUCCUCGUCCUCCUACACACUGUUGCCAGCCUCACUGCAUCCCACAAUGCAACAGGACUGGGCCUCCCCGCCAUCACGCCUCUGGAGGAGAGCCCUGCCAAUGAGGAGUGAUAUAGCUGCCAGGAAGAGGGGAGGUUGUUGGGGUGGGGGAUUCCCUCACCAUGGCAACCAAUAUGGAAAAAUACAGCCACAGUUGCGAACGGCUGGAGCUGUGUGCCUGUGGACAUUCUGCAACGUUUUCUGGCAAAUGGAAAAUGUGGGACGCUUUGAGACGAAAGACACACAAAUCAAUCAAAACAAAUAAAUAAGCAACAGACAUACUAAGGGACUCAACCAGUCCCUUAGAUAGAAAGGGGACAAUGCCACAGCCUUUGUUGAGUGGGAAGGUCAGCUUCCUCAUGGCUGAGUUUCUCUCACUACGCUUUUUUACACUGUGUUCCAAUUAUUGGUUUCUGUUGCACUGGCUGACUAUGGAAUAACACAAUCAUAUUCUCUUUCUAAUGUUCAUCCUUUGUGUUUGUUUCUGGGUCUCUCAUACAGGAAGAAAUGUGCUCUCUAAAUAAGAUAGAUAAAGUGUAAAAAAAAAUAUUAGCUGCAAGGUUGUGUGUGAUGGUUUUUGUUUCUAGAUUUACUGUGUGUGUGUGCGAGCAUGUGUGGGUGUGUGUGUGCUUGUAUGCAUGUCUUUACACGUGUGUAUGUGUGUGUAUGACAGGAUGAGUGUGUGUUGCUGACAUGUGCCCUAAAAGUCUACCUGGUGCAGCGAUGAUGUUUUUAUGGAGGCCCCCUCAGAUGUCACUUAGCUCUGCCAUGCUGGUUUGUUGGCCACAAUCCCAUUAAAACUUCACUGGGUUUUUAAUGUGGUUCUGAUGUCCAUAAAAAGCACUGUGUUUAACACAGGUUUAUGGUUUUCCCUCACUUUGUUUUGUGAGAUAAUAUUUCUGUAAUUAGCAUCAGUUAAAAGCUAACACCUGGCUAAACUGUGAAAACAUCAGGAACAAACAGAAUGCAUUCCUCCAAUGUCACCAACACUCAAAGUCUCAAAGGAUGUCUCAAUUUUAUUAUAACUUGAGUCUUCUUUUCAUAGUUUUAACCAUGACUCCUAUCACAGCACUGUCCUCACCGUAGUUAUUGCUUUCAGAGAUUGGGACGACACUGAUAAAAUAAAGUCUGACACAGGAAAAGACACAAGCAGUCAGUUUAGCCAAACUUAUUUGGAAGAUAAAUGAAGGCUGAGUGCACGCACACAGUUUUUUCUUGUGCAAUGAGAACAUUUCAGAUGCACUCACUUUUAGUUUUUAUACCAAAUACAAUGAUUUAGAUAAUUUGGCUGAACUGAUAGCUUGUUUAUAAUAUAUAGCUUAUCAUCUGACCUUUGUUUUUUUGAUCCAUUUGACUUUAUUGUAGCGAUACUGAUGUGUUGCCAGAGCUCAUCAGCUACUUAGUAAAAUGUUAUCAUAACCAAUAGAACUGACAGCCUAAACUACAAAAUUAAGACCCAAGUAUAAACCAGAAAGAUCCUUUAAGCUUCUACACUACAAUAGGGCCUUUACAUAAUAAGAAAUUCACAUCAAGUCUAAAAAAGUUUAAAAUGAAAAGUAAUUUGGAUUCUCUGACAAGUGCACAUUAUGUGUUCAAUGGUCAUGGUUUAAAGAUGCAAAACUAAAGCAUUAGGAUUAGCACUCCUCAUGCUGUGCUCUACUGUGUUUUGAAUAGAGAUGAACAAAAGACAAGGCAGAAGCACAUGAUUAGAUGUAGAAAGCUUUUAGUAAACUUACUGACAUGAGCAAAAUUAGGAGGGUCAAGGAAUCUUUACGUUGGUGUUGGUACAUUUUUUGUUCAUUACCUUUUAAUAAUACUAGUUGAUAAAAUAUUAUACUGUCAACUAUUAAAGGCAGGGUAAUAUCCAACAGUUUGAAAUAGAUCUUCUGUGGUUUAGUUUAUACAGAGUUAGCCACUUUCUCGCAACUUUGUUAAUUAGUGCACAGGAAGCUAAAAUAAAGCACAGAUAGGAUAAUUUUAUCUCACAGAACAAAACAUGAAACUGUGUUAAGCUUGUCUUAACCAAAGAUGUUAUUUCAGACAUUUUACCAAAACCCCAUUUGGAUUCUGGUCACUUUUCAGCAACAUUGGUCAGCAAAGUUAGCUGACAUCAGGAUUUUAGCACUGGAUCAAUAUACAUUAUUCACUGUUGCUCCAGACGAAGAUUUUGUUAUUUCAGAUUUCAAAGGUACUAUCCAGUCAAAAUAAUGUCUGCAACAGAAACAUGAUGGUUACCGAAGGGUCCUCUGCCUCAAGAGCCUUGGUUCUUUUCCUUCUCCCUCCCCUUAUCAAGUAUAAAUCAUAAAAAACUAAAUUUACUGUUUGCCCUCAAACCAAUACUGACAUCUACAUCGGCGGUGUCAUUUUAACUGCAGGCCUUUUGAUGACUGGAUGUUACCUUUAAGGCCUUUUUAUAACUUGUAAACUGUAAGUCCCAUGCAGUUAUGAUGAACACAAAUUGUCAACGACUUGCUAGUAAAGGUAGCAAGCUACCUGCAGUAGUGUGAAGGAAAAUCCCCUGACUAAUAGGUAUAUUAUACUAUGACUCCACUCCCUGGCCAUACAAUACAUAUAGAAUGACAUUCUACAUAUCACCAACACAGACAAUUUGUUCAAAAUGGUCAGUUUGUUUCUGUUGAAUCAAAGUGUAUAAUCUAUUUUCAUGAACUGCAUGUGGAGGCUCUCUGCAAAGUUAUGACAGCCUCUUUUGUUGAUUGUCCUCAGCCCCACUUCCGCACCACAUCUGAUCCUGAAUCAGCUCCUGUAGCAUGCCCACUGUCUUGUACUUUUCUCCUGAAAAAAACUCAAACUCAUGUCUCAUUAAGUAAAGGGCUUAUUAAGAUAUACAGUACAAACAUUAUCAUCAACACACUUAACUACAUGCACAUCCAAAUUGUUAGCAGACAAAGGUUAAAAACACGGCUCAUUUCCUGUUUCUUUUUAAACUCGUACACCUGCAGUACAGAGGCACUCCACUGGCUUUUACUGGAGAGCAGGAAUGGAAACAAAUCCAGUGAGAGGACCAUGUCAUUGUUUGUGUAAGCACUAAUGGCAUAACCUGAUAAUUGUCUAAGUCAGCUGACACUUAUGUUUAUUUUAUAAAUGUUGACCAGCGUGUGAACAGAAGGGAAUGGUGUGACCUUAAGGGCUGACUUAUUCUUUAGUUUCUAGAUUUUCUUCUGUCUCUUCGAUGAACAAGGCUGUGAGAUCAGGUAUUCGAAGAUAAACAAAUGUUUUUUUUCCACACUCAAGUAUGUUGAUUAUUUAAAUGAGAUGUUCAAUCCAAUAUCUGAUGUCAAGAAUUUUAUUAUACAGCUUAUAUGAGGAUUUAAAAUACAUUUUUAUUCACACCAUGUCUAUAUAACCAGUAUAUUGGCUUAUUUUGACACUUAUGCUGUUUAGACCCUGCCCCACUCUAGACUUCCUGCUUGCAUGAAAUACAUACUGUAACUGCUCAUUGUCAUUCAGCACAGCACACCCAUGCCCAAGUUGGAUGACCGCAUUCAGUGAUAGAAAAAUGCUGCUAUUCUAUUGGCCACCAGUAGAUGGAGAUAUUUUUAUUCUUUUAUAUUGCUACUGCUGCUGAAGACCUACCACACGAGGACUGUCAUAUACACAGGAAUCAGAAAGGGUGAGCUCUGGAAGAAAAAGUGAUGGGCCUGCGGGUAAAAGUGUGCUUUUGUGUGUGUGUGUGUGUGUGUGUGUGUGUGUACGUCUGCGUAUGUGCAUAUGCAGAGAUGUAUGUUUGUGUCAUGUCGCUAAUUGCUGUGUGUUCUCUGGAGAGCUCAUUAGCAUUGCCAUGACCUUGGGGCCUGCAGGACAGGUGUGGCAAACCACCACUGUCUUUAGACCCGCAGGGACCUGCUACAUUAGUUGUCUCAUUAUUCACUGCAGCCCUGAAGCUGCAUGCAUGAAACCAUUGUACUGUACAAUGUGUAAUAACUGUGUCAGUGCCCCAAGACCCAAAACAGACUAGGGUAGGGGUAGAUCUAUGUUUUCCCUGCACCUGUCUAAUAGAAUAUUUCCCCCAACCCUUGUCUGAAAUGAGAUUUCAGAGGCAGUGCACAGAAGGUCAGGGAGAAUUAAGUGGACAAUGACCUGAAACUGGUGCCAAAGCAUACCUUGAUUUGAUAAAUCCAUUUCAAAUCUGAUAUGACAUGCUGCUUUUCAUGAUCAAACAUAAUGGGAAACAGGAGGAAAACAGGGUCUGUAAGUGUCAUAGAAAUGUGCCAUGUUAUCAACAUAUGGAUUGCACCUCAUAAGCUUCACACAACCCUUGCCAUAAACACAUGUAAGGGAUCUCUUGAAAACAUACAUGAUUUCAAUCUUCCUAUCAUGUCUGCGGCCAUGCUGUGAUGUAACAGCCAUCACAAACCAACUGUUGGACAUUCAUUCUAAAGUCAUUCAGAGACCAUGUCUGCUUUACAUGCGGAAAUGCAUCCUCACUGUGGUUGCAUGGGUGCGAAUGCUGUGCAUAUGUGUUGUCCCUCAAGCCCCUUCAUGUUUGCACCAAGGAUGGACAUUUUUGUGUGCAAGGUUUCUUCCAAACAAUAAUAGAAUUAGAUUUGACUGAUGUAAAUCUCUGAUUUUACUUUUGUUGGUAAUGUAGGCAUGCACGCAACAGUUACUCUGCUGUGCUAAUUUUACUUUUUGUGUGUUUUGGUUUGUCAUUUUUUUACUGCAUUAUACUGGGAAGAAAUUGUGUAGGGUCCUAUAGUUUCAAUCUAGAUCCCCCGACAAUGGUCUGUAGCAGUCAUAGGGUAUGGUCUGUCACAUUACAUAACACACCAACCUACAAAAACUAAAUUUGUGUUUAACCCCCUGCACAUAUAGACUAUGUAUGCCACUUGCCCCUAAUCCCCUGUGCACCCACCACCAAAUGGUAUGUACACACAAUUGCCCUCUUUCACUCCCUCUCAGCCUCUCUCUGUUUUCACAAUAGUUCCGUUCUCUAUCCUGUGGAUCUAUGCAGAAGCCCAUUUCUUUUUUGGUUGUAAAUACGUUCCCUAGUAUGCUGAACAAUGUAUGUCUUUGCGUCCAGGUUUCCUUGUGUAUUUUGAGUUGAUGUCAUGUUGUUACUUUCUUCUUCUUCUAAUUCUUUUUUUUUAUUUUGAGCGUCUGAAAUCAUUGAUGUGGUGAGGUUUAACCAAUAGACUUGUCCUCAGCUUCGCAACCUCAUUGUGAAAGGUUGUGGUUCUGUGUGUAUGAAAGCGAAGGAUUUAUGAUUAUAGAAAUGAAAAAGGUUCAAAGUCAUAUAGAAGUAUCAUUGCGAUUAUGAUUAUUAUGAUUACUAUUAUACUACCAGUAUAUUGUAAUAUUAUAGAUGCUUUAGUUCAAGUAACUUCUUUAAUUUUUUUACAAACAACUUUGAUGAAAUGAUUUAUAAAACAGUCUCACAAGUCACAAUCUUUUCGAAAAGUAUGAAAACUACUGCUACAAUGAUUAAAAUUGUGUUCUAAUGAAAAUAAAUACAGACAUGUAA